Pogona vitticeps (central bearded dragon) is the source of this 3373-nucleotide messenger RNA. It is a transcript of the gene NTM, whose product is annotated as neurotrimin. NCBI's taxonomy places the organism in Eukaryota, Metazoa, Chordata, Lepidosauria, Squamata, Agamidae. The record is from RefSeq and is a predicted model, not a curated record.
GUAAAACCUUCUUCCCCCCCCUCGACCCCCCAACUCGGAGAGGGUGAGUGUUCCACACGUUACUCAGAACCGGGCAGACGGCUUUUGCUCCCUCGGCCAAUUCCGUUUGGAGGGAAAAUGGGCCCCUUUCCACAGCUCAGGAAACCGGCCCGUGCGACUCCCAUUCACACCUGACGUCUGUAGGUGUGCGUGCCGAGAUUUAGGAACUCCCUCACGGGGAGCAAGGCGGCUUACAAAGGACACUAGUUUGUUUAUUUAUUUAUUUAUUUGCGCGAAGCCCUAAAGGAGAAGACACGGAAAGCAACCACGGCACCCGGGUACUGUGUGGUGUACACGUGAGGUUGCAGCCCUUAAAAGAUAACGUCUGAAUAGCGGAGCACAUCCUGGGGGAAGAAGGACGAGAGGGGGGUAUCCUCAGGGAAAGGGAAGCGCUGAAUCCGAAGUCAGCCUGAGAACAGGUGAUGCGGAUCAAAGGCACAGAGACGACCCCCAAUAAAAAACACUCGCGUGCCUCAUAAAACGUCCAGCUGGAAAAGACAGUGUAUAUUCUUUAAAAGAAAGAGGGAGGAGAGGCGGAAAGGCAAGCCAAGGAACGGUGGAAGGGGUUCUGGAGCCGUUAAUCCGGAUCUUGGAGUCCUCCCUCAGAAUUGCAGUUGAUGCGGAUUAAGCAUCCACACCCGCGCGCGCGCCCCGCUCGGGCUCCCUCGAACAUUCCCCGCAACAACUCUCUCCAGGCGAGGAGUGCGAGGUUGCGUGCCGCCUCUCUGUGUCAAUCCUUGGCCACGAACCAAUGAGCAGGCCGCGGAGGCGGGCUUGUCCGCGCCCGAGAUCUUGGAGCGUGUCUCGAUGCCAGACCGUGAGUGGAGAUAAUUACCGAGAAGAAGUCGCGCUCUCAGCCUUGCUCGCUCUCGGGCGCGUGUGAGUCUCUUCCCCCCUCCCAGCUUUGGGCUUCAGUCCUUCCAUCGAGAGCACUGGAUUUUCCCCUCUUCCUCGUCUUUCAGGAGGAAAAAAAGGGAGGAACAAUAUUUAAUAUAUAAAUAUAUAUAGACACACACAGUCAGGCUAAACUCUCUGCCAGCUUCAGAUCCACGCGAUCGGACAGGGAGGGGGGAAAAAAAAACCCGAAAAAGAUCUGCUGGGGGAGAGAGAAAAAGGGAAGCAAGCCAAAGCAGGGUCGAUCUAUAAAAACCCAACCUCAAGCAUGGCUGGACUUCUGGCAAAAAUGCACACUCCUCUCUUUUGGGCGAUUUUGGCUGGGAUGGCAUCGCUGUUCCUCUUCCAAGGAGUGCCCGUGCGCAGCGGAGAGGCCACCUUCCCCAAGGCGAUGGACAACGUGACCGUCAAGCAAGGGGAGAGCGCCACCCUCAGGUGCAUCGUGGAUAACCGUGUGACCCGGGUGGCCUGGCUCAACCGCAGUAGCAUUCUCUAUGCUGGCAAUGACAAGUGGUGCUUAGACCCCCGAGUGGAGCUUAUCGCCAACACCAAAACUCAUUAUGCGAUCCGCAUAAAUGAUGUGGAUGUGUACGACGAGGGGCCCUAUACUUGCUCGGUGCAGACGGACAAUCAUCCAAAGACAUCGCGAGUCCAUCUAAUUGUGCAAGUACCUCCCAAGAUUGUUGAGAUCUCUUCAGACAUUUCCAUCAAUGAAGGUGGCAACGUCAGUCUCACCUGCAUAGCUACAGGCAGACCAGACCCUACCAUUACUUGGAGGCACAUCUCACCCAAAGCCACAGGAUUCUUGAGUGAAGAUGAGUAUCUGGAGAUCACUGGCAUCACGCGGGAACAAUCAGGAGAGUAUGAAUGCAGUGCGUCAAAUGAUGUUGCAACCCCUGUUGUCCGGAGGGUAAAAGUCACUGUCAACUACCCACCGUACAUCUCAGAUACUAAAAACACUGGUGUACCAGUAGGACAGAAGGGGAUUCUCCAAUGUGAAGCAUCUGCAGUUCCAUCAGCAGAGUUCCAGUGGUACAAAGAUGAUAAAAGGCUCAUCGAAGGGCAGAAAGGGUUGAAAGUUGAAAACAAGGCCUUCUUCUCCCGCCUGACUUUUUUCAACGUCUCUGAGCAGGACUAUGGAAAUUAUACUUGUGUGGCCUACAACCAGCUAGGAAACACCAAUGCCAGCAUCAUUCUGUACGAAAUAAGUGAGCCCACAAGCUCAACUUUAUUCCAAGCAGAGACAACUGCAGCCCAGACACCCUGGAAAGGCCCGGGAGCAGUACAUGAUGGGAACAGUGGUGGGUCAAGAAGAGCUGGCUGUACCUGGCUGCUUCCCUUCCUUCUGUUACACUUCCUGUUCAAGUUUUGACCCUGUCAACCAUGGUGAUAAAGAGAAGAAGAGAAAGAAGAAUAUUAAAAAUUAUUAAAAAAAAUCAUAAUAGUAAAGAGAAUAUAUUAUGAGGAAAUCUUGGGGAGAAAGAAGGGAAUUUAAGCAAACAAGAAGAAGAGUCCAAAUUGUUCUACUGAUGUUUCAACGCGACUGAGUGUUUUGUUUUCUUUCUUUCUAUUUUUUUUUCUCUCUCCUCCCUCUUUCCCUCUCUUUUCUUUUCACCCUUCCAUGGACAAGUAUUUAGUAUUGGGAACCAACCAGUACAUUGGGCUGAGCGGCCAUUGUUCCUCAUCUCCCAUUAAACCCUAGCAAGGCAGCCGGGUCAGUCUUUCGUUUGCUUGUGUUCUCUGAAUAUGUCCACCACGCCUGCAAGAUGUUGAUGUUGGCUGCCUUGCCCACGGCAAAUCCCAGCGUUUGUUUGUUUUUUUCUUUUCGUUUCCCCCUCCCCCUCCAGUUCCCCUCCUUGUCACAAACUGGACCGUUUAUUCGUCUGAUUGUAAACUACGACAAAACAACUCCAUGUGACAACCACUCUGACAAAAAAGGACCAUGGACCACUGCGAAGGGAGACAAAUCCAACAAUAUAUGAUUGUUAAGACAUUAAUUCAUUGUACUACAUGGAUAUCAUGGAUAAUAAGGGAUUCUGAUUCAUUAUUAAUUUUAUUAAUUAUAUUUUCUGAUAUGAGCCUAGAACUGUUAGUUCAUAAAAAAAUAUAAAAAAACAACAAAAAGACCCCACCCAAAACACAACACAAUAUGGAAAAAAAAGAGAGAGCGAGAAGUAUGUUUAUUAAGUGUUAAAAACAAAUUGAAGAGUAGGAGGUGGAGUAUCAGUGUAUCCACUUUGUGUGAUCCUUUUGGAUGUGAGUUGACAUGUCAAGCAAAAGCAGAGAGAAAGUGAAAAUGAACAAGCAAUGCCUCCACCAGCAUUAUUGAGUUUUCAUUCAUUAUUCUGGUGUUAAACUCAAGACGAUUUGCCACUGUUUUCAUACUGUUUGGAAGUACAAAGAUUGAUUCUCACUGUAUGUUGAGUUAGAUGAAAAUGCU